AUGGUAGGGUUUAGUGAUGGAAGCAUUAUGUCAUUGAGGUUGGAGAAUUUCCAAACAUUCAAGAAGACGGUGCUGAACUUCUGUGGAUCUUUCAAUUUUAUAGUUGGAGCGAAUGGAUCUGGAAAGAGCAGCAUAGCGAAUGCGAUUGUGCUUCUGUUUGGAGGGACGCCUAGAUGCAUAGGUAGAGGAAAGACGAUUGGUGAGUAUGUAAGGCUUGGAGAGGAUGCUGGGGAGAUUGAGGCAUGUGUGUAUGAUGGAGGAAAUGAGCUGAGAUUAGGCAGGCAUAUAAGAAAAGAUGGCCAAAGCAAGUAUUUUGUUGAUGGAGUGAUGUGCAAGAAGGUAGAGUAUGAGGGUGUUGUACGAAGGCUGAGAGGAAAUGUUGGAAACUUAUGUCAGAUUUUGCCCCAAGAGAAGGUUGCAGAGUUCACAAGGCUAUCGUGUGAGGACUUGCUGAUUGAGGUGCUUGAGGCGGCUGAAGAGAAGGAGGCACUGGGAAUGAUGAAGGAGCUUGGAGAUCUUGAAUGUGAGAAGAAGAAAGUGUUUGAGGAGCUUGAAAUGGAGGUCAAAAGGAGAGAAUGUGUGGAUAGAAUGGUAAGUUCGUUAGGAAAUGAUGUCAGAAAGAUGAAAGAGAAGGAGGAGAAAGAGAGUAGAAUAAAGAUGAUGUGUGAGAAGAAGAACUGGAUGAUUUAUGCGAAGUAUCUUGAGCAAUUUUUGGAAAGCAAACGUGUUUUAUGCACACUGAAGAGGCAAAUAGAGGAGAAAGCAUCUGAUGCAGCAAGGAUUGUGCAUGAGAUAGAAGAGUUGAAAAGUGAGGAGUCGCAGAGAAGGGUUGAUUUACUAAUUGGUAUGCUGUAUGAAGAUGAUAGCGUGUUAGCAAAGCUUGCUAUUGAUCUGAAAGGAAUUCAGCACGAUUUUGAAAUGCUAGAGGUAGACAAAGAGUGUCUAAGAAACAAGGAAGAUAAGAGAGAAGCAGAGAUAGUAAGUGUAAAAAAAGAAAUUGAGGGGCUUGAAGAAGAGAUGUGUAGGAUUAAGGUGCCUGCAUGCCCAAAUGAAAUUAAUGCAAGUGUAGUUUAUGAUCUUGAAGAAAAGGCAUCUAAUUUGAUGAGGAAGAGAGGAAGAAUACAGCAUGAGUCUGGAGAACUGAAGCGUGGGAUUGAUGAGCUCAAUAAAAAGAAAAGAGGGGCUGAGGAAAUGGAAGAGAUGAGAAUGCAAAUUCUUAAGAAGUAUCACAUUGAUACAUACAGAGCUGUUUGCUGGCUUAGGGAAAAUAGACAUCAAUUCAAAGAGGAGAUAAUAGAACCGCCGUUUCUUCAUUUACGAAUAAAAGAUGCAGAUUAUACAAUUGAAGUAGAGAACUUUUUAGGAUUCCAGUCGCUAUCGUCUUUUAUAUGCAAACUACCUGAAGAUUUUGAAAAGCUUGUAGAGAUCAUGAAGGAUGAAAAGAAAUGGAGGAUUAAUGCGAUUGAGGCUGUUUGUAGUGAUGAGAGGCCAAGCGAUACAAUUGUGCCAAAGGAAGUGCUGAUGAAGUUGGGAUUUGACGGUGUUUUGAGCGAUUUUCUAGAGUGCAGGGAUGAGGUCUUAGAUUAUUUGAAUGUGGUUGGCCAUUUUGAUCAGAUUCCGGUGUGUAAGCGGAGCAUUGAUGAGACCUUUGUGUUCAAGACGACGAAUGUGAGAAGAAUGGCAGUAGGAGGAAGAUACAUAGAGGUUAAAAGAAGCAGAUAUGGAGAGGAUUAUGUGAUAAUUGACAAUCCUUUGAAAGCCAGGAAUUUGUUUUCCACGGGGCUGUCUUUGCAAGAGUUGAAAGAGGUAGAAGGCUUGCUUGAAAUAAAGAAUGCAAGACGAAGGCAGAAUGAGGAAGAGUUGAAGAGUGUUCUUGAGGAGUAUGAGGGGAUAGAUAAGCGACUAAAGGAUGCUUAUGAAGAGAAGAGUCGCUAUGAUGCAUUGUGCAUGGAAGUAAAAAAGAAGGAAACACAGAUUAAAUUGUUGAAUGGAACUAUUGAGAGGAAGAAGCAAGAAAUGAAAACGCUUGAAGCAAGAUACGACCUAGCCAAAGAAAAUGAUAGGAUAAACAGAUUAGCAGAGGAAUUGGAUGUAAUGCAAGACGAUAAGCAUGAAGAGAUCAAAAAGCAUUUAUAUAAUGAGAGAUACUUUGAGGUGUUUUGUGAAGCACAAAAGGUAUCUAGAGAUGCAGAAGGAAUAAAGAAGAAGAGAUCGGCCUUGUUAGAAUGCAAAAUGUCAAUUGAUAAAGUAUUGAUGGAUAUUGAGAGUGAAGUGCUUGAUAAGAAGAAAGAGUGUCGCGAGAUCAAGAAGCUUAUUGAUGAGAAGAAGAAUGUCCUUAGUAGCAUUAAGAAGACGGAAGAGUAUGAGCUAAUAUUAGCAGAGCUUCCGAAUAGCAUACAAGAGCUUGAUGAGGAAAUAUCAAAAGAAAUGGUACGAUUGAAGUUUUAUAAUGCAGAUGAAAGAGCAAGCAAUGAGCUUGAAGCAAGCAUGCGUGAUUUAGGGCAGAUAGACCGCAAAAUUCUGGAGAGCCGAGAUAAUUUGAAGUGCAUUGAAGAAAAUAUAUCAAAAAUCAAAAGCGAAGUAAUCGAUAGAAUUAGUGAGUUGGCGGAUGAAAUAGACAAACCGUUUGCAGAUCUUUUUAAGAUGGCAGGAGGAGAGGGAAAGAUCAAGUUUGUUUCUGAUGAUUUGGAAGUUUGCAAAUGGAAACUGAACAUUAUGGUUAGGUUUAAUGCAGGAGACAGUUUAGAGGUCUUAAGCUCGCAUAGGCAAAGCGGAGGAGAGCGUUCUGUUUCGAUCAUUUUAUUUCUAUUGGCAAUGCAAAGCCAUAGUGCAUCUCCUUUUCGUCUUGUUGAUGAAAUAAACCAGGGCAUGGAUGCAGACAACGAGAGGUUGAUUCAUGACAUUCUUGUUAAUCUUAGCGAGCAACAGAAGAUCAGCCAGUUUUUUAUGAUAACACCAAAGAUAGUUCCAGGUCUUAAGUAUUGCAAGAGCAUGAAAGUUAUUAUUCUGUACUCAUUCAAUGGAAAUAUUGAGCAAAGCGAUUUUGUAAAGUAUAAGUUAAAGAUGCUUGCAUAG
Messenger RNA from Ordospora pajunii, 3075 nucleotides. Its product is annotated as putative RecF/RecN/SMC protein. The record is from RefSeq and is a predicted model, not a curated record. Gene Ontology annotation, biological process: double-strand break repair via homologous recombination. The coding region runs from base 1 to 3075 and encodes 1024 amino acids. Lineage: Eukaryota; Fungi; Microsporidia; Ordosporidae. The transcript has a single exon. Gene Ontology annotation, molecular function: ATP hydrolysis activity; ATP binding; single-stranded DNA binding. Gene Ontology annotation, cellular component: Smc5-Smc6 complex; nucleus.